Molecule: messenger RNA, 858 nt
Organism: Entamoeba dispar SAW760
Lineage: Eukaryota; Evosea; Mastigamoebida; Endamoebidae
Product: glycerol-3-phosphate dehydrogenase, putative
Exons: 1
Coding region: 1-858 (285 amino acids)
Molecular function (GO): oxidoreductase activity
Source: RefSeq, a predicted model, not a curated record
AUGUCUUCGUAUGAUGUUGUCAUUAUUGGAGCUGGUUGUGCUGGUGCUUGUUGUGCUAUGGAAUUGUCUAAAUACAAAAAUCUUAAGAUUGCCUUGUUAGAAAAGGCUAGAGACGUUUCUACUGGAGCUACUUCUGCUAACUCUGGUAUUGUUCAUUGUGGUAUUGACACUACAUUAGAAACGUUGAAAGGAAGACUUGUAGUAAGAGGAAACACUCUUAUCCAUGAACUCCAACCAAAACUUAACUUUGGUCUUACUACUUGUGGGGAGUUGAUGGUUGCUAAAACUGAUGAAGAAAUACCUAAUUUAAAUAAAUACAUGGAAAUUGCUAAAACUAAAAACGUUCCAGUUGAAUUAUGGGAUUAUGAAAGAAUUCAUAAAGAAGAACCAAAUUUGAGUGAAAACAUUAAGAAAGCUAUUUAUUGUCCAACUACUUCUGUUCUUGAUCCUUAUGAAUUUACUAUUGCAACUUGUCUUACUGCUAAAGCUAAUGGUGUUCAUAUUUACACUUCCACUAGUGUUAAUGGAAUUAAGAAGAUUGAUAAUGGAUAUGAAGUUGUUUGUGAAAAUGGAAAGAAAUUCAUUGCUAAAGUUUUAUUAAAUUGUGCUGGUGUUUUUGCUUCACAAGUCUCAGAAAUGUUAUAUCCAGCUGAUUUCCAUAUUACAGCAAGAAAAGGAGAAGAAUAUUUAUUAGAUAGAAAGUUACAAGGAAUGGUUAAACAUGUUAUUUUCCCAUGUCCAACAGGAGUAACAAAAGGUACUCUUAUUAUUCCAACAGUUGAUGGUACUAUCAUGGUUGGACCAACUGCUGACAAUCAAGAAUCUACACUGAUAAAACUACAACUAGUGAAGGGUUAA